UCCCCUUUCUUCAGAUAUGGCACACAGCAGACACGGCGACUAGCAGAUAUAUAUACGGGCCAGGACAGCAUAUGAUCAUGGCCAUCACAGACAACGGCUCCUCAUGAUCUCCUACUCCUUCAUUUCACCUACAUUCAGGAGACUCACCUCCUGCUCCCCGAUGUCUCUCUUGCUACCAACUACUUGCAAUUGCCAAGAUGUCUGGAUCAGCGUCAGGAACAUCCAGCAAUCAAUCAAUCCGGGCCAGGAACAGCCCGCAGCCCGCAGCAGAAAUGCUGCAGAAUCCCAUCGAGGCUCCGAAGAAGACGCGAAAUUCUAUCCCACGCCCAUCCGGAAAUUCAGAGCCAGGACGCGACCAACACCAACGACUACUUUUAUAUACAAAUCUUUAAACAGUUUCCAUUGCAUUGCACAAUUUGCAUUGCAUUGCCUACUGCUAGCAUGGCUCCCUCCAAGAGACUCAUCGCAUUCGUCGGACUUGGUCUCGUAGCCCUCAUCCUGCUUUUCCAAACGCGGGCCACCCUCACAAAGCACAAGGCAUCAGGCGUAUUUGACUACACAGGCGGCCUGACCUCCGUUGCGUCAAGUCUCUCUAUGAGCAAUACAGACGCAGUCUUAUAUGUCCAUUACGACGGCGACCCAAUUGGCCGACGCAACUUGCAAUUCUUCAUCGACCAUGCACUUCAUAGCAAAGUCGACUUUUAUUUCAUCAUCAACGGCUACAACCUAACUGCAAACAUCCCAGAAGCCAGCAAUAUCCACGUCAUCAAACGCGAAAACACUUGCUACGACCUCGGAUCCUUUGGUACGGUGCUCCAGGCAAAUGACGGCGAAGUCAUGAAGAAGUAUAAGCGCUUCAUCCUAACCAACUCCUCCGUCCGCGGACCUUUCUUUCCAAAUUGGGCACGUCUCGCAAAACAAGCGUGUUGGACAGAUAAACUCUUUGCACCCCUCAGUGAUACCACAAAACUCGUCGGCUUAACAGCAAAUUGCGAACACAUCCAUGGACCGAGACAUCUCCAGUCUUUUGGUCUCGCCACCGACUCGAUUGGUUUGGAAGCACUCCUACCGGCUCUCAAAUGCUUCACAGAUCGUAUGGACGCUAUUAUUAAUGGUGAGAUGGCCAUCACGCAGCGUGUCAGAGAUGCAGGCUAUGAUGCUGUUCCCUUGUAUUCUGCCUAUGCCGAUGCCGGUCGCUCAACCCAAUCCAAUGCUGCCUUUUGGGAGACGUGUGAGCAUAUCGACAUCUUCUUCCCUGAGCGCUACUUUGAAAUGGAUGCGCAUCCCUUCGAUACCCUCUUCACUAAAAUUCAUCGACAGGAUGAGUUUACGAGUACUGAUCCGUUUUCACCAUUGGGCAUGAAGGUUUUGCAUCAAUUGACCGAUUGGGCGGAUCAGAGCAGCUUCUCUAGUUACGACCAGUGCUAGAUUGAGUCUGGCAUUGAGUGUCGUCCCACAGAUGGUCUCUGUGCAAUGUAUCAAGGGCUCUUCCACGGAUGCGAUCCUGCAACGAUAUUACGAUGGCCGUCAGGGGUAUCCUUCCUUAGCUGGACGUACGCCAGCUCUUUGCCUACCGGACGAUGGGAAUGGUUGCUUGCAUACUCAAAGGUGUUAUGCUGGGCAGGCUCAUCGACACCGCGUACGCGCAUGGGCACCCUGAUUGCCAGUAUCUAUGCCCAAUGCUGAAGAUGUCUCGAUACUACUGGCCAUAUUAUCCGAUGGAUCUUGUCAGGCUUUCAAGCUGCGGGCUGGUAUAUUCUCCUUCCGCUCUUCGCCUUGUACAAUAAAAGACAAGCAAGCUGCAUUCUCACGAUUCCGUGGUGCUUUGUAUAUUGACAUGCUGAGUGUUUCUUAGGAAUUCACUUCAGCUACCCGUUGAAAUUUUGAAUAGAUCCAUGCU
Molecule: messenger RNA, 1900 nt
Organism: Protomyces lactucae-debilis
Lineage: Eukaryota; Fungi; Ascomycota; Taphrinomycetes; Taphrinales; Protomycetaceae
Exons: 1
Coding region: 442-1428 (328 amino acids)
Source: RefSeq, a predicted model, not a curated record